CAAAUGCAUUACACAGAGAAUUUUCCUUUAGCUAUAAGCAGUUCAAAGCUACAGUCUAGGCUGGAUGGAGGCAGGACAUCACAGAGUAUUCAGCUUCAUCAUGGCUGGACACCUGCUGUUUGCCAUCCUCAUGAACAUGUUAUUUCUGACAGUUUCCUCUCAUGAGUAUCAAGUCCAAGCUCUCCUUCCACCAACACUGACAGUGAGCACAUCAGUGAUCUCAGAGACUGACUCAGUCACAUUACACUGUCAGCCACCAGCAUCUGCCUCAGUUCAUCACUGUUAUUUUUAUACUGGGGAGCAACAAAGUAACAAAGGCAACUCGUGUCUACAGACACUGACAGGAACUGAACUGCUGUUUAUGUCACAUCAGAGAUCACCUGCUGAGGUCAAAGUCAGAUGCUUUUACACUGUGAAAUAUGGAGCUGUGAAUUCUCCUUCACUGCACAGUGACACAUCCUCCAUCACCAUACAAAGUCAAACACCACAGAUGAGCGUUCAGCAUUAUGAUGGAGAAUAUGUUUUCAUCACUUGCUCUCUGCCUGGAUCUGUGAAAGAUGACACAAAAUGUAAUCUGUACUUUGGAGAAGCAAGUCGUCCAGUCCGAAAUCUAGCUGUCUCCAAGGAAAGCAGCAGAAAAACCAAACAGAGGUUCUGCCAGUUUUAUGUCGCAGUUCCUGAUUUUUUGAGGAACGUGGACACUGACUGUUGUGUUAGCUGUCGUUGGUUUCGGAGUAACUGUGGGCGUCAUUUUACUGGUGCUGAUGAUUCUUAG
Pundamilia nyererei is the source of this 775-nucleotide messenger RNA. RefSeq lists its product as uncharacterized. The transcript has 6 exons. NCBI's taxonomy places the organism in Eukaryota, Metazoa, Chordata, Actinopteri, Cichliformes, Cichlidae. The record is from RefSeq and is a predicted model, not a curated record. Bases 65 to 775 code for a protein of 236 amino acids.